Penicillium argentinense is the source of this 282-nucleotide messenger RNA. RefSeq lists its product as uncharacterized. The record is from RefSeq and is a predicted model, not a curated record. Lineage: Eukaryota; Fungi; Ascomycota; Eurotiomycetes; Eurotiales; Aspergillaceae. The transcript has a single exon. The coding region runs from base 1 to 282 and encodes 93 amino acids.
AUGGUAACAGACAAAAAUUGCAGCCCAAAUGUCUCUCAGGAUUACCUGCACGACUCGGCGAAGAAGAGUAUCUACAAAUCAGUCCAUAGUGGAGACGAUUGGCCUCGGACCUUCGGGACCGAUAAAGGGCCUAGCGCGGAAUGGACCGAUGGAGUCCAACGACUUCCCCUUUGGGAAGACAUUGCCGAGCUCGGAGUUACCGUCGACCCUGAUACGGCAUCCACGUAUGUUCAGGUAUUUGGUAUCGCCGACCAAAACCGGAGCUCCGCGGACCCCGACUGA